This is a messenger RNA of Oikopleura dioica, 7527 nucleotides long. The record is from the annotation of a GenBank genome assembly. Lineage: Eukaryota; Metazoa; Chordata; Appendicularia; Copelata; Oikopleuridae.
AUGAGCGGGAAACAGCAAAAAUCCAUCUUGUCGUUUUUCAACAAGACUCCUAAUGCCAAGUCCAGCGGAGGGGUUACACCUUCAAAAUCAAAGCCGCCAAAGACCAGCGUCGGGUCAUCAGAAAAGAAGAAGAAAUCUCCUUCGUUGAAAGAAAAUAGAAAUGAUCCGGUCGCGAAGAAGCUUGAUCUCGGAGCCUCAGGCUCAAAGUCCAAGAAAGCUCGGAUUGACGAUGAAGAGUCGGAAGAAGAACUGAAGAUACCGCCCCGAAGAAGUACUGGAAAGCGACGACGAGCAAUAAUUGAAUCUGACAGUGAUGACGAUAAGGGUCCAGAAAAGAAACAGAAAAGCUCCCGGAAGCGAAAGGAAUCCGAGGAUGACGAUUUCAAACCCCCAGGAGAUGCCGAGGAAUCAUCGGAUGAUGCAAUGGAUGUUUCCAUCGCUGAAAGCGAAGACGAGACGAUGUCUGAGCCAGAAGAAUCUCCAAAGAAGAAGAAAAAACCCGUUGCACGGGCCAAGAGUACUGCUGCUCCAAGAAAGCGAAAUGUCAACACGACGAUGAACGAUAUGAGCGUCUUUGCUGCGGACAAUGACGAAGACGGCGAAGGCUCAUCCGAAGUUGUAUGGGCGCAUGAAGAGCUAGAGUGGCUCAAACCCGAAAACAUCAAGGACGCGAAGGGACGAAAGUACGAUGACGUUAACUACGAUCCAACUACACUGCAUAUCCCCGAUGCCUACAUCAAAUCGUUGACUCCAGGCAUGGGAAAUUGGUGGAAAAUCAAGUCCCGCAACUAUGACGUAGUUAUAUUUUACAAGGUCGGCAAGUUCUACGAGCUUUAUCAUAUGGAUGCAAUCAUUGGUGUUCAAAACUGCGGCAUCACCUUUAUGAAAGGAAAGUUCGCCCAUGCUGGCUUCCCCGAAAUGCGAUUCGAUCAUUUUGCUUCAAUGCUCGUGACGAAGGGAUUCAAAGUCGCCCGAGUCGAGCAAACUGAAACUCAGGAUAACAACAAGGCCCGAGUCAAAGAGUCCAAAGACUGGAAGGGCGUCUCUAAGAAACUUGACAAAUUCGAGAAGCAGACACGACGAGAAGUCUGCAACAUCGUCACACCAGGAACACGAAUGGCCGCCUUCAAUACCCAUGACGAUCUCGGCCACAAAGAAGGCCUCUUCGCUUCUAUCUUCGAAGCAGAUAAGACUAUUGGUGUUGCCUUGGUAGACACUUCCACGAGUGAGUUGAUCGUUGGCCAGUUUGGCGACGACACUUUCUACUCAAACCUUCGGACUCUUCUCAGCCAGCGUCAUAUUUCCCAGUUGAUGAAGCAGAAAAAAGCCUGCCUUUCACCAAAUCUCUUCCAGGUGCUUUCGGCCACGAGCAAGGGAAUUUGCUACGAUGAUCUCCCCGACAAGAGUUUCUUAGAGCUUGAUAAAACGAAGAAGAUCAUUCGAGAGAUCGAAACUGAAAAAAUCAAAAUGGAUACGCUAUUGGAAAUCUGCGACGCGAAUCCUGUUGGUGCGCAAGCUCUUGGAGCUUUGCUCACACAGCUCAAGCGAUAUGAAAUUAUCCAUGAAGUGCUCCGAACAAGUUCCUUUGUGCAAUACGAAACGGCGGAAAGGCUGACGAAGAAGGUUGUGACUCAGCAGCGGAUGGUUAUGGACGCUGCCACCUUGAUCAACCUUGGAGUGACGCAGGGCGAUGAUGGAUCAGAAAGAGGGUCCUUGCUGCGCAAGCUGGACACGUGCUGCUCUCCUGGAGGAAAGAGAAAACUUUGGGAGACAGUCAUUUCUCCUCCUGCAAACGCAGAUGUCAUUCGACAUCGUCAAGAAUGCAUUAAAGCGCUGAUGGAGGACAAGGACUUUUGCAAAGAUGCCAGAAAGCUGAUUUCUGGUCUGCCGGAUCUUGCCCGUCUCAUCAGCCGCUUUGGGAACUUGAGCUUUGGAAUUCGGCCAUCCGAUCACCCCGAUAAGCGCGCAGUCAUGUACGAGGAGAUUCUUUACAACCGCCAGAAGACUCGAACUUUUUGCAAAGUCCUCUCUGGUUUUCGCUCAAUUGAUUCCUGGAUAAAGAAAGUAUCGGAAACCAAGUACGAUCUAGCUAAAAUCCUGCAGCUUGUUGAUAACAAGAGCAUUGUGAUUGACGAUCUCCUGGAGACUUGGAAAAAGACGUUUGACAUGGAGAAGGCCAAGCGAGAUGAAAAACUCACUCCAAAAGAAGGAGCGAACCCUCCUUUUGACGAUGCCGUCAAGGAAAUCAAACGGAUCGAAGGUGAAGCCGAGGCUUUCCGCUCAGAAGUCGCCGAUAAUUACGGUCAUGCCAAAUUGCUCAAAUCUGGAAAGCUGUAUUUCGUCAUUCAAGUCCGCGAUACAGUGAAGCCCCCUCAUGAAUGGACCUCCAUCGGACUCAGCAAGGGAUUCAAGAAAUACCAAGCGCCAGAGUUGGAUGAGCUCAACAAAGAAAUGGACCGCCAAGUCAACUUGAAAGACAUAGCCUUGAGUGAAGCUUCUUCAAUGAUUUUUGGCAGAUUUUACGAAAGUGCUCCCCGAUGGCUAGCGAUCGUCAAAAUAAUUGAUGAGUUGGAUGCCCUCAUCUCACUCGCAAACUAUGGAAAUUCCAUCGAGGAGCGAUGCUUCCCAGAGAUUCUUGAUGAUGGCGAAGUUCUUAGCUUCACUCAAGGAAAGCAUCCCACUGUUGACCUCGCCAAUUUUAUUCCAAACGAUGUUGACUUGGAAGACGGUGGGAAAUGCAUCCUCCUAACCGGUCCAAACAUGGGCGGUAAGUCUACAAUUCUGCGACAAAUUGGUCUUCUCGCUAUUCUCGCGCAUUAUGGAUGCCCUGUUCCUGCCGAAAGCAUGCAGAUCUCGCCCAUUGAUCGCAUCUUUACCCGACUCGGAGCCUCUGAUCGCCUCCUUGCUGGCGAGUCCACAUUUAUGGUGGAGAUGGCGGAGACCAGCUCAAUCCUGAAGAGCAGCACCAAGCAAUCUCUUCUUUUGCUCGACGAGCUCGGUCGAGGAACCGCCACCCACGAUGGGUCUUCAAUCGCUCAAGCCGUUCUAGAAAACCUCUCUUCCAGAAAGGUCCGAACAAUUUUCUCCACUCACUACCACACCCUCUGCCUCAUGCUCCCCGCUGGUUGUGUUUCUAAACACAUGAGCUGCCACGUAGAAAAGGACGAAGAAACUGGCUUGGAGAAAGUCACGUUUCUGUACACUCUAUGUGACGGCCAUGCUUCGCGCUCUCAUGGAUUCCACGCUGCUAGAAGCGCCGGAAUACCCGAUCAAGUCGUCCUCGCCGCCCAAAGAGCUGCCAAAGAUCUUCAAAAGUUGCACAAUGGACUUCAAUACAUCAACCAUUUCAAACGGCAGCGAUUUGAGAAGGCGCAGCACUUCAAGUUCAUCGAAUGCGAUGACCAGAUGCUCAGAUUUGGGACUCGAGGGGAACCACCUAAAAGUGCCAUCAGCAACCCGCGCAAAACUGUUGAUGAUUUCGUUGAAGAGUUUCGGCGAGCAAAAGAAAUCGUCGCGGUCAAAGAGCGCGAAUCCAAAUUCUUGACCGGUAUCAACAAGUUCUCUGAAGUAUUCGAAGUCGCAGAGGACGAGUAUUUGUCUAACCAUCCAGAUCCGUUCGAUGAACGCGCUCCGUUUUCAAUUGUGCCUGACUGUUCCCUUGGAAAACUACAGAAAAACCUUUCAGAGUAUCCAGAAUUUCUCGAUGAAGUUAUCGAAGACUGCAUUUUGCGCGCGACAUGCAAAGACCUCCAAAAAGCAACAUGUCGACUUCUUUUGCUGACGCUGCCCGGAUUCGAAGCAGCGGCGACUUUUUCAUCGUUUGGAGAUCGACUUAUCCCCAAACUUCACAGCUGGGCAGAGCUUCCGCUUUCAAAUCCGCUAUCUGGAUACGCUGCGGGUUUUCUUGGCCAUGCGAUGGAGUCCAGCGAUCUUGUGUCCGACUAUCGGACCAUCAAUCAACGACUCGUCCCAGUCGUAAUUAGACGACUUCAAGAAGCAGUGGAGAACCUCCGGCCACGGCCAUUUCCCCACUCAUCUUCGCCCCCAUCCAAAAGAAUGCGACAUUCCACCUUAGAAAUCUACGACGACAGUGAUUCCCGCGGCUCUUUCACAUCAGAAGCUGACCUGAGACAAGAACACAAGCUUCAUCCUCUAGGAAAUCCUCGGAAAAUCGUCCUCUACUUGCAGUACUUGACGCCCAUGGGUGAGUACUUUGACCAACUUCCGUCAUUUAUGGAACACGACGCACUUGGAACGGUACUGGACCUUCUGGACAUUGGAGAUAACAUCAUGAAACUAGAAACGUUGAAACUACUCUCAUCGAUGCUCUGCCAUAAUAAGGUAGCGCUGGACUUUGUCAAUCGAAGCGGGUUGGAGCGACUAACAAGCGUGAGCAAAAGCUCAAGAGCUGGUGCAGCAGUUGCUGUUUGUCUGUAUUACCUCGCAUACAACGGGGACGUGAUGGAGCGAUUUUUUCAGAUAAGCCGCGAAAAGAUGAGGGGCGUAAUCAGUUACGCUUUGGAUCUGAUCGAAGUAAAGCAUGAUUCCGCCCGAGUACACUCAAUAAUGUUCUUCACGUAUAUUCUUCUCAACCCGAAAAACCGGGUGAUGCUCCAGAUCUUCGACGAAAAAGACGGUGUCCGGCGAAUAUUCAACGUGAUCUCGACCAUGUCAGUUCUCCAAAACGGCGACAUUGAAGACCAAGAAAGUCAUGCUGAGAAAACGAGCUGCAAGAUGGCAUCUGUUUGUUUAAAACGAUAUAUCGAGAGGAAUAUCGUCUUGAAGGCUGAAGCUUUGGGAAUAAAUACUGCUCUUUACCAACUAGAAUCGAACACUCAGUCAACCGGCAAGAAAAUGUCCCUCUACGAUCUCGCAGAGAAGAUAAACAAUUAUGGGACUGGCUGCUUUCUAUCAAAGAUGGGCUUCUUGCGAAAGUUCAUACAUAUGAAAUGCAUCCGAACGCUCCUUCGUCUUGCUUUACGAUGUGCGGAUUGGACGGGCUUCACUGGGCGCAUAGAAACGAUCCGUGCCUUGAUUGACAUCGUGGCCAUUUGUUCGUUGUCUUUUGAGGCGAUCAUGCAGCUUUGCGAACCCAUUGUGUCUGAGGAUUUCUUUGAGAGUGCCAUACAAUUCAGAACACAGGCUCCCCCGGCGGACUUAGAUAGUAGGCAUCCGUCUGACGACCACCGCAACUGUGGCCUCAGUCUCCUUUUGCUUAUGGUUGAAGAUAAUAGUGAGGAUGGUCACUUCUUCAGUGAAGACAUUCGCGCCUCUGCUCUAGACAUUCUGAAAUCAGCCUGUUACGUUUCACCGCGGCGAAAAGCCAGCGAAGUUGUAUUUGGUGUUCUCCAGAAAAACCACGGCAUUCAAAUUCUCAUUAAUCUCAUGGACAAUCCAGCGUUACGCAUUGGGGCGACAAUAGCCCUAGCAGGAAUCGCCCGCCUUGAUCACGUGAAACAAAUUGUCAGAAAAGUGCUCCAGCCAAAACACAUCGUGCGACAGUUUUUCCUUGGCGAUUCUUCGAAUCUUGAAGACUUCCAACGAGCACUGAAUCAUCUCUCAGAUAUUUCUGGAAUGCCUAAGUACAGUUCUGAAACUUGGGAUAUCGAAAAAAUAACGAGGCGAAAUGAGAUCCUGAAGAAUACAAAGAUUCUUGUCGACCAAAAGGAGAUCUUGCAAUUAGUAGAGGCUCAUCUACGUGAGGCUGGACUGCCGCAAACAGCGGAAAUGCUCAGAAACGAGGCUGGAAUAUCAUCGAUGAAUUACAAGUCCGCCUUCAAAACUCCGCGCCAACGAACCAGUUCCUUCGAUGAAAAUGCGCUUCCAACUCCACGAUGUACUGCUCUCAGUGAAAUUUCGACAAACGUUUCUCCCCAGAAACCGACUCAACCUAAAAUACGAUUUUCAAAUGCCAGCAGAUCACAGAAUUCAUUAACGUUCUCAAAGACCGUGUUGCCUCCGAAUGUUCCUGCUAAACAAGAAGAAUCAGAGGAGCCCGAAAUCCUCUUUAGCCUCACAGAUGCCGUUCGAUCAUACUUCCGCGAACAGUGGCAUGCAAAAUGUAAAAACCCAAUAUCGUCUUGCCCAAGAUUCUCAAUCUAUAAACAACACAAAUGCCCAGAAAAGCGUCCUGAUCCGACUCCAGUACCACUGCCGAUCCGUCUUAGAUCCCGGAAAAUUAAAAACUAUCGUGCCGGUGACCGAGGAAACAUUUUGGACAAGCAAUUUGUUUGGAAUAGUACCAACGGGGAUGUUCUCAUGUACGACACGAACACUGAUCACAACCAGGCCGCUUACAAUUGCUGUGAGAAUGCGAUCAUUCAUAUUGGAGUGACCGAACGAUUUGUGACAACAACGCAGCGAUACGGGUCGCAUCCAACCACUCUUUGGUCGUUUCCCGAUAUGGACAUUGUGAAGGAUUUCGAAGACCCAGCGGUGAUCUGGGGAGAAUUCGCAAAGCACAGCAAUCGAUUGGCGCUUACUUGCGAGAAAGAAUGCAUUCUCUACGACGUGGAGACCGAUAAGGCACUCUUGAACAUUCCUUACAUCGAUUUGGGCUGUGGCUAUGAGCAAAAUAGGACCUUUUUUGGACCUGGUGACGAUGUGUUCCUAUCCGACGGAUGCUUGUGGGAUCUACGAAGUGGCAAAAAGAUAACCCGAUUCGACAAACUGAACCAGAACGUCUCGGGUAUCUUUCAUCCGACCCAGCCACAUGUCAUCAUCAGCUCUGAGAUUUGGGAUAUAAGGAUGGUGGAUUCGAAUAGAAUUCUAAAGCAGGUACCUGAGCUGCGUGGAAUCUGGCCGCGAUUCACGCCAAGAAGCGACGCCAUGUUCGCAGCAAAGUGGUUUUCCGACAUUGAAAACCAGGAUAUUUAUGAGCUGGAUAGCGUGAUAAAGAUUUAUGACCCGAUGGAUUAUGAGAACUUGGGAACAUGGAAGUUUGAGUCUAACAGAUCGAAAAUCCCACGGCGGAAAGUACUGGAUUUUACAAUGAACAAAUCAGAAAGAAUGGUGAAUGUUUUGGAGUCAGAUAUGAGCAAGCACGUUCAGACGAACUGCGUGAGCGCGCGAUGGUACCAGAUUGGAAUGUUGCAGGACGACGAUGACGAAGAGUCCGACAAUGCGAGCGACAACAGUGAUAACGAUUACGGCGGAAUGGGUCGACGCCCACAUAGAGACGAGAUGGAUGACUUUACGGACGAAGAAGGAUCGGAUUAUGAAAUCUACGAAGGCCCACGGCUUGGGCUAGGACACCAGUCUCGGAGGUCAGUUUCUAUUCGCGCUUCUACGCCACCGAGUCAACGGCCCAGCGACGUCCUGAACAGAGACACGCGCAUCGUCAGUCUUCGUGAGAGUCCUCUGGAUCCGGUGGUCAACGCCAUGCAGCAAGCUAAUAGAGAGCGAGAAAUUCAAGUACCGCCCUCAAUCAAUCGAUCACCGUCUAUUCCAGGCGUUAUUCCAGAUGAUGGAGACGAAGAUUGGGAAGAUAUUGAAGAGGAACAAGGAGAGUCCGAAGGCAGUGCGUGA